AUGUCAACUGGAUGUGUCGUCUGCCGCUCACGAAAGGUUCGAUGCGACCGCAACUCGCCAACAUGUCACAACUGCACUCGCCUGGGAGUAAAUUGUCCGGGAUAUGGUGACACAACGGCAAUUCUAUCGCACAAGGAUGGGUCGCGGCAGCGGCUUCAGGAUUCAGUGGAUUUCAUCUACCGGGCAUCAGGGGUAGAGAAGCGGAGGGUUGGAUCUUGUGACGAGUGUCGGCGGACAAAGAGUCGCUGCUCUCGCACGCGGCCUGUUUGCAAACGCUGCACAAGGAAGGGGUUUACGUGUAAAUACAACGCCAAAUACGACGCGUCUGCUUCUGCUUCUGCUGCCGAUGCCAAUGCCGCUGCCGCUGCUGGUAGUCCGUCGCCGCAGCCAUCAACGACGGCAGAAACCAGCAUAUUAGCAGCCCCUUCCGAUGGCGGCGGCCUCGUAUCAACGCCUGGGAGCCAGUCUGGAACGAUGGCUGUGCCUCUAUCAUCGAUUCCGCAACAUAUGCACUGGGUGUAUUCAGAUGCUCUGCCACAAGACAAGUUCCACUUGCAGGCGCUGGCCGACCUGUUCUUUGAUCGGAUAUCCACUCUUCGCUGCUUAGGUUUUAUCCAUAAACCAACCUUUUUUCAGGCACUGGACAGAGGCACGCUCAGCGAAGACUUUGGAGAAGCAGUAGUCUAUAUAGUUGCUGCGCUUGGAGCGAGAAUGUAUCUGCUAGAUGAUCCCAGUCAUUUUAACAAUCCAUUUCUCGGCGUUCCUGGGGCUGCGUGGGCUGAACGAGCCCGAGACCUUACCAUGCGCGAGAUAGCAAAUCCGUCUCUUUCAACGAUGAUGGCAAUGGUUCUCAUCUGCGAGUACUCCAUUUUCAUGGAUCAACACGCUCUCGCAUUUGUCAUCUUUGGAUGCUGUGUCCGCAUCAUGAGAUUACUCGGCCUGGACUCUCCGAAAAAGGCAGCUGUUCCAUCAGGCCUUGCUCACAUGACGCAUCUGGAAACAGAAAGAAGACUUUUAUGGUCCUGUUAUCUCUUAGAUAGCUUUCUUGGUGGCGGAGUAGAUGGAAACCUGAUCUGGAAAGACGAUUUUCCAAGUGUACCACUGCCUUGCUCUGAUGCGAGCUUCGUCGCCCAGGAGCAAUAUGCAGACUUUGAGGCUCCAAAGCUGAGUGCUUUCGAGCUUUACCCGGACCGUAGCUAUCUCAAUCUUCGGUCUCAUACUAUAUAUCUUGUACAGCUGAGAACGCGGGUACUGAGACUCAUCCGAAAUAAUAACCAGCAAGUCAACAUAUGGGAUCCCGGAUCCCCAUUUCUCGACAUCAUUCAGCGAUUAGAAGUUUGGUAUGCCGGCUUACCUGAGCGACUCGUGAUAUCCGACUUCAACGUAUACAUUCACAAAGAACUCAACACCAUCAGCGCUGUUUUCAUGCUGCAUUUUCUUUACCAUUCCAUUGUCUGCGAUCUAACACGAGUCUCGCUUCCGGGAUAUGUCUUUCCGCUGUCAGCCGCGUUCCAUUCUUGCCCCCCGGAAUUCCGGCGACAAUGCCAAGAGCGAUGUCGAUUCCAUGCAGACGAGAUAUCACGACUUGUUCACGCUGGGUUUGGCUAUGGUAUCCGGGCUUUCGAUGAUCUGCACAGCUUAAUGGCCACAUUCGAGUCAACCAAGAUUCAAAUCAUUCACACAGCGACGGCUACGUCGAAUUCUAUCGAUAUAAGAGAGCGAACGAGCCAUAAUAUCCGUUUAAACAUGCGAGCGUUGGACAUUCUUCAUCUUCAGAAGGAUAAAGCGAAUCCUUAUCACAAAGCCUUGAUACCAUUACUAGAGAAAUUCGACUUCAACAACGUCGUGGCCGAAUGGCAAGCUUAUCCAAGCCCAAUAUCAAUAAACUCGGAUCAAGCUGAAGUCACAGGGCCAGAGGAUGCCGCGUAUCUGAGCAGCCUAGCUCCAUUCCGCCUCGCAAAAGAGGAGAUUCGCGCCCAGAUACGCCAACGAAGAGGCUCUUCUCCAGCAGGAAACGACCUGCCCAACUCUCCAGCUAUGGUUCGCCCACCGCCCAUCAUCUCCUUACCUCAAAAAGACGCCCUCGACGGCAUUAGCGGCGCCGAUGGAAACGCCGGUCUGCUGGGAAGCGCAAGUUUCUCUCUAGACCACAUACAGCUAGCAUCUACAACACAUCCUACACCUCCUGGCGCCGGUGGCCUGGACGUAGCGGCAGAGAUUCAGGGGGGAGUGGCGAAGGAGAUGGUGAAUUUGUCAGACUUGUCGGAAGACUACAUCCGGAUGGCGGGCGAGAUGGCCAACUACAUUUCCUGGGACAUGUCGGAGCCACAGCCGUGGUUGGAUUUCGACAUGAGCUCGAACAAUAUAUGA
Trichoderma gamsii is the source of this 2370-nucleotide messenger RNA. RefSeq lists its product as hypothetical. Gene Ontology annotation, biological process: DNA-templated transcription; regulation of DNA-templated transcription. The transcript has 8 exons. The coding region runs from base 1 to 2370 and encodes 789 amino acids. Lineage: Eukaryota; Fungi; Ascomycota; Sordariomycetes; Hypocreales; Hypocreaceae. Gene Ontology annotation, cellular component: nucleus. The record is from RefSeq and is a predicted model, not a curated record. Gene Ontology annotation, molecular function: zinc ion binding; DNA-binding transcription factor activity, RNA polymerase II-specific; DNA binding.